Messenger RNA from Rhinichthys klamathensis goyatoka, 2049 nucleotides. It is a transcript of the gene bmp2a, whose product is annotated as bone morphogenetic protein 2a. The transcript is spliced from 2 exons. Gene Ontology annotation, molecular function: growth factor activity; cytokine activity; BMP receptor binding. NCBI's taxonomy places the organism in Eukaryota, Metazoa, Chordata, Actinopteri, Cypriniformes, Leuciscidae. The record is from RefSeq and is a predicted model, not a curated record. Gene Ontology annotation, biological process: negative regulation of transcription by RNA polymerase II; BMP signaling pathway; SMAD protein signal transduction. Bases 769 to 1920 code for a protein of 383 amino acids. Gene Ontology annotation, cellular component: extracellular region.
CUGUUGAACACUUGCGCACUGCGCGUAAAGUACACACGUACCCAAACCCUCGCCGCGACGCGUUGCGCUCUUCGCAAAGGAAGAAACUUUUGUUUCGUCAAUGAAGUGGACUUUUAUAUCUGCUACAGCACCUACAGCUUGUCUUAAUACAGCAGUUACGGUAGAAUAUGUGUAAAAAGAGGCGGGCGCUCUCCUGGAAAUCUCCCACUGUUUUCUCCAGAUAAACAGCUUUUCCUUGGUGAUCUCGAAGAUGGAACACAGUGAAACGGGGAAUUAUAAAAGAGGAGCAGCUUUAUAUGAAGACCUGCAUUGUUCAUCCCAUAUGCCAUGAACAGAAGAUCAGCUGCGCGUUUGGAGUUUUAACUGUAUCUGGACUGUAUCUUCAGGUCCUGCACUUGUACACCUACGGAGAAGGGUGCGAAUACACCGCUGAGCUCGAUUUAGCCUCCGUUCUAUUAUUUGGAACGUUGCUGAUGUGCAAAACCAUCUUAUUUAGAAGAGUUCGAAUGUUCAAAUUUUACACUUUGUGUUAUUUUAAGAAGAGCGCAAAUCUAGUAUUAUGACAGACUUGGACUCAUGGACCUUCUAUCCAGAUGGAUCUAGCGCAGGUUUGCGUUCCUCCUUAAAGCGGCGCUUAAGGUGGCUUUGAUGCACGAAGGAUCCUCCAAACUCUUACAAUGGCUCACUUAAACACGGAAUAUGUUCCCAUCUCCUGGCCCGAGCCCAUCUGAUCUCGUUCGUCACUGAUCUGUCAGCUUUAGAGUGAUCAUGGUCUCGUCCGUUGGCGCUCUGAUGGUUCUGAUGGUCACUCAGGUGUUCUUUGGAGGCUCCAGUGGACUCGUACCUCAGAUCGGCCGGUCCUCUCUGUCUCAGGAUGUCUUACAUGCGUUUGAACUUCGACUUCUGAGCAUGUUUGGACUCAAACACAGACCGAGUCCCAGCAGGUCUGCGGUGGUGCCGCAAUACAUGAUGGACUUGUACUCGAUGCACUCGGUGAACGCGGAGCAGAGCAACAGACCCAAGAGUUCACUGGGGAAAGCCUCGGAAAAAUCUGCCAGCCGCGCAAACACUAUCAGGAGCUUCCAUCAUGAUGAAUCCACGGAGGAUCUGUCCAGUUCGAGCGGAAAGACGACUCAGCGGUUCCUCUUCAACCUGACCUCCAUCCCGGGCGAGGAGUUCGUGACGUCAGCGGAGCUACGGAUUUUCCGAGAGCAGAUCGUGAGUUCUCCGAGCAACGGGUUCCACCGCAUUAACAUUCACGAGAUCAUCAGACCGUCCGGUUCCCUUCAGGAACCCAUCACGAGACUCCUGGACACCAGGCUGGUUCAGCACAGCUUGAGCAAGUGGGAGAGUUUCGACGUGAGCCCCGCCGUCUCGAGGUGGACCGCAGACGGACGGCCCAACCAUGGCUUCGUGGUGGAAAUAGUUCACCCGGACCAGGACUCCAAAAGACACGUCCGGGUCAGUAGGUCCCUGCACGACAGGGAGGACACGUGGUCCCAGAUGAGGCCUCUGUUGGUGACCUACAGCCACGACGGCAAGGGGAACGUGCUUCACUCUCGCGAGAAGCGGCAAGCGAGGCCCAAAAACCAGCGGAAGAAGCACAAACCCAACUGCAAGAGACAUUCCCUGUAUGUGGACUUCAGCGACGUGGGGUGGAACGACUGGAUAGUCGCCCCGCCGGGAUACCAUGCCUUUUACUGCCAGGGCGAGUGUCCGUUCCCGCUGGCGGACCACCUAAACUCCACCAACCACGCUAUUGUACAGACACUGGUGAACUCGGUGAACAGCAACAUCCCCCGGGCCUGCUGCGUUCCCACGGACCUGAGUCCCGUUUCUCUGCUCUAUCUGGACGAGUACGAGCGGGUGAUCUUAAAAAACUACCAGGACAUGGUCGUGGAGGGCUGCGGAUGCCGCUGACGCCGUCUCCACACACUUUAUUUUUCCCAAUACUAAACUUUAUUUAUAAUAAAGUAAAACACAUAUUUUGGAGAAGUAUAUAAAGAUAUAUUUAUGUUCACUAUUGGGAAAAUAAAUAUUUUAAUCAGA